Pichia membranifaciens NRRL Y-2026 is the source of this 3105-nucleotide messenger RNA. RefSeq lists its product as hypothetical. Gene Ontology annotation, molecular function: DNA ligase (ATP) activity; ATP binding; DNA binding. Lineage: Eukaryota; Fungi; Ascomycota; Pichiomycetes; Pichiales; Pichiaceae. The record is from RefSeq and is a predicted model, not a curated record. The transcript has a single exon. Gene Ontology annotation, cellular component: DNA ligase IV complex. Bases 1 to 3105 code for a protein of 1034 amino acids. Gene Ontology annotation, biological process: nucleotide-excision repair, DNA gap filling; double-strand break repair via nonhomologous end joining; DNA recombination.
AUGCAGACAGAUGACGCUAACCAAGAACCCGCUGAGGCCAAAAACUGUAUAUGGAUCGCUCUUCCACGUAUCCCACCUCCCAAUCAGCUAACUGAGAAAUGUGAGAAUCUCCUUAAAAAGGAGGAAAACGACGACGAAAACAACGAUGAUUCAUGGCUUUUCUCCUUUACGGCAUCAUCAAUCCCUUUAUCUGCAAUAUCUGCUAGAUUAAACCCGCCAAAAAACUCGACCGGAAAGUUACUUGCAAAUUCUAGCAAGUCUAAAACUAUGGUCCUAUCUGGACUUUUUCAGCUACUUGAUUCUCCUCUAGAAAAAUACAACUUGACACGAUUACUUGUCCCACAACGCUCGAGAGGAACACUAUUGUCAAAGCACCAACUUAUAAAAAAUUUGUACAAAUAUACAAAAACCGAUAAUGUCAAAUCGGGUGUUCUUCGGGCAAUGAUCGAUUCCAUCAAAAUUGGGAAACCAACAGAAUCACCCACACCUGAUUUUCUACUGGGUAUAAUAUCUGUUUUACAAAGUUACUGGGAAGAAUGUGUUUUGCUAAAAAAUACAGAUUUUGUUAGAUUCACAAAAGUCUCUGCUAAAUAUGACAAUCAGAUCACAUUGGCAAAUUUAAGUGUAGAGCUUGAUAAUUUGCUUGGUGCCCGUGCAGAAUCGAGCAAAAUUGAUGGUUUGUUUCCUGCAUCUGAAAAUUUAUUUGACAUGAUGUAUGUAAUAGGAAAAUCCUCAAGUUCUAAGGUCAGCCUCAACGAAGAAAGGCCACGACUAACAAUUGAAAUGGUUCUAUCUUGUAUUCUUAACAAGUCUACUAUAAGUGAGCGUGUUGUUUUCAAUGCAAUAUGUUUGAGACCCAAAGGAUUGGCCUCUGCAAUAUGGUACUCAAGGUCCAAUUUGUGGGAUGUUAUAUAUGGCAUUGAGUACUUAAAAGCCAAGGAUCUCCCUUCCUGGAAAAAGAUGUUGGAUCUGACAAAAGACGGAGGCCUUAGACGUGGAGGGCAUAAUCUCGAUAAAUCAAAAAAGAGAGACACCACAAUUUUUGUGGUCAAGAUAUCUGUUGGUAUUCCAUUCUCAAUUAUGCGUUGCAUACGUAUGUAUGAUGAAUAUGAUAGAAUCGUUGAAAAAAUCAGUGUAUACAAAGAUGGUAUCAGACAGGAAACAGAGGGAUACUGCAUUGAAGAGAAGCUCGAUGGGGAAAGAUCUUGUUUGCACAUAUGGAGAGAUCCAACAAAUCGUGACAAAAUCUGGACUCGAUAUUACAGUAGAGGACAUGUUGUUCAAGUUUGGUAUGGUUCGUACGUGGGCGACCCAGAUGGUAUAAUAUCGAAAUAUUUGAAGCAUGAAUGGUUUGAAAACAUUGAAGACAUGAUAUUAGAUGGUGAGAUGAUUACAUUUGAUGAGACCCAAAACAGGCUUUUGGGAUUUCAAGAUGUCAAAACCUGUUCUGAGAUGUCAAGAAAUGCCAUCAGAGAGGGUAAAGAUUUGAAUGAUUUCAAAGUCUACAAUAAGCUACUUGUUUACGACAUCUUGUAUUUGAAUGGAGAAAGUUUACAGUUAACAUAUUUGAAGGAAAGAAAGACAAAAUUAUUGCAAACCUUCCGAAAACUAGAGGAGAACAAUUUUAAGUUCAUACAAGUCCAUAAGUGGAAUGUUGGAUACAAUGCCAACGAUUUACAGAUUGCCAUGGACAAUAUCAUUAAUAGAAACAGUGAGGGUUUGGUCAUAAAACAUUGGCAAUCAUACUAUUUUGUUGGAAAGCACUCACCUAGAUGGAUCAAAUUAAAGCCUUACUACUUAAUGAAUUUUAUUGACGAACUUGACAUCACAGUAAUAGGUAAAGAAGGUUCUAACUAUAUCUGUGCAUUAUACGGUGAUAGUGCUGAUGACAAAUAUAGAGAAUGGUUUGUUAGUUUUUGUUUGGUUCGGUUUGGUUUAUCCAAUGAAGUAUCAACCUACAUAGAUGACAAAACAGAAGGACAUUGGAUUCCAUACAAGAGGUACGAAUCUGAUAUUGAUAUGCAAGAACAUCAUGUGCGGUUCGGUAAGCUUAAACCACACUACUGGAUUUAUCCGGAGAAUAGUGUAGUAAUUACCGUCAAGGCGAAAAGCAUUGAAAAUUUGGCGAAUGGUUCGGAAAACAGAUUCGUUCUUGACACUACUCUUCGAUUUCCGUAUUGCAUUGGAGUCCGAUAUGAUAAGGAUUAUCUUGAAUGCGAUACUAUAAGUGAUUACAGGGAGAAGAUAAAAAACCAAGGCAGAAAAAACCCGUUUGAGGAAAAUGAAAGGAACUUUGUGAAACAUAGACGGAUUAAAAUGGAGACUAAGAUGGAUAUUGCAUUAAGAAAAGUUAAUAGAAGUUUUAUCCAAACUUUUAUCAAGAAAGAUGAUUUGUUCUCAAAUGUCACGUUUUGCGUGAAGACAGAUUGCAUAAUGAAUGGUGAGUGGUUGCCAUUAAACGAGAUAAAUGGUAUUUUAGAGUCUCAUGGGGGUAGAAUCACAUCAGAUCCUAGGCAUACUUUUGGAAAUAGACUGCUGGUAAUUGCCGAUAAAAACACUUUGUUGGUGAACGAGCUACGCAAAAAGUACAAUAUAUUCAGGUUGAAGUGGUGUGAAGACUGUAUAAGAAGCCAGAGGCAGGUCCUUUUAGAUCCAUCUCACUGCCUGGCGGUAGAUGAAGAAACCAAAGGACAGAGUGAGAAAGGCAUCGAUCAAUUUGGGUGCAACUACACAGUACAGUACAAUGAAAAAGGCUUGUGGGAGCUUUCCGAGAAUUAUGGGGAAAAAACCAGCGAAAAACGCCUGGACAGGGAUCAAUGUGACAAGCUGCAGUUUCAGUUUUACCAAAAGAAAUUUGUACUUUUAGGCUAUGACGAAAGUACUAGUUUCCAGCGACAGAUAUUGGAGAUACAGAUUGAGAUCCACGGAGGUGAGGUCAUAUUGGAGGCGAAGGAUGCAGACUACAUCGUCAUUUCAGAUCUUGGCACAGACGAGUACAGUUUGAAAAUUCAACAGAAUGCCCCUGUUUUAAGUGCUGCUGAACUACUGAAACAGUGUGGGUACGACGGAGAUGAUACAGCCUGUUCUCCGAGAUCUCCAGUGUAG